CCAUGAGUUCAGCAAUUCCACACAAGAGCAAACCGUUGCCUCCGGGCAUAUACUGCCCAGUAAUCUCUUUGUUCAAAGGGACACCCCGGCAGGAGAUUGACUACGAUGCUUCCUACAAGUUCUUCACGCAUCUCAUCCGGAGUGGAAUUGCGGGACUCGUACUCGCUGGCACAAAUGCCGAGGCGGUUCUGCUAUCGUCGAUUGAGCGAAAGGAGCUAUUAAGAACUGCUCGACGGGCGGCUGUGGAUUUGGGGGUGGGUGACUUUCCACUGGUGGCAGGGAUUAGUGGGCAAUCAACCAACGAAUCUCUUCGCCUGGCUGAGGACGCUCGUGAGGCAGGAGCAGACUUUGGGCUACUUCUGCCGCCCAGCUAUUGGCCUAAAGCAGUCACAAAAGACGUCAUUUUGGACUUCUACACGGAGGUAGCAGACAGCAACAUUCUCCCAGUCGUUAUCUACAGCUUUCCAGCUGUCUGCAAUGGGGUGGAUAUGAACUCGGAUGUCAUGUCCACAUUGGCGCAGCAUCCCAACAUAGUCGGGGUAAAGUUGACUUGUGGUAACGCUGGCAAGGUUACCCGGUUAACUCAAGAAUAUACGCAUGGACAGUUCGGGGUAUAUGCUGGUUCAUCUGACUGGCUCAUCCCUUGUCUCAGCGGCGGCGGAUCAGGCUGCGUGACAGGAAUUGCUAAUGUUUUCCCGAGAUCAACUACCAAGCUAUUUUCUUUGUGGGAGGCCGGGCACCUGGAAGAAGCGAGAAACUUGCAGGGGCUGAUAUCUCAGGCCGAAAAGGCUUGCAAGGAAGGCAUUGCACCCACCAAGUUUGCCGCUGCACAUUUUGCCGGACCAGUCGCAGGAGUGACGGACCAAGCAGCAUUCCUCCCUCGAAAGCCGUAUAAAGCAUCAUCAGCAGCAACGCAGGAAUGGGUAAUCAGUGUGAUGAAGCAUCUUGUAGAUAUUGAGAGUUCUUUGCCAGAUGUGCAAAGGGGGUGAACAGAUAGGCUAUAAUAGAAGGAUGCUGUUUCAUAGCUAGAUUAUGUUCGACGUUAC
This is a messenger RNA of Aspergillus costaricaensis CBS 115574, 1046 nucleotides long. RefSeq names its product dihydrodipicolinate synthase family protein. Lineage: Eukaryota; Fungi; Ascomycota; Eurotiomycetes; Eurotiales; Aspergillaceae. Gene Ontology annotation, molecular function: 4-hydroxy-tetrahydrodipicolinate synthase activity. The transcript is spliced from 2 exons. The record is from RefSeq and is a predicted model, not a curated record. The annotation marks the transcript as partial.